Molecule: messenger RNA, 3266 nt
Organism: Pristis pectinata (smalltooth sawfish)
Lineage: Eukaryota; Metazoa; Chordata; Chondrichthyes; Rhinopristiformes; Pristidae
Product: X-linked interleukin-1 receptor accessory protein-like 2
Exons: 17
Coding region: 1-2928 (975 amino acids)
Biological process (GO): interleukin-18-mediated signaling pathway
Molecular function (GO): interleukin-18 receptor activity; interleukin-1 receptor activity
Source: RefSeq, a predicted model, not a curated record
AUGACAUGUGAGCUAAAUAAUCUCAGUGAUAACAAUUCCAUUAACUAUUCAAAGGACCUAUUAUUAUUGUACAGAAAAGGAAAGGAAGGAAUUGCUCAAAAAAUUAAUGACUGGAAUGAAGUUGUUAGUCAGAGAGGAAAGAGCUUUUCAUCUUCAGCGAUCAGCGCAGCUGAUUCUGGCACUUACUUUUGUCUUCUCAGAAAUGCUAGCCUUUGUCUUAAGGUGGCAGUACUACGUGUGCAAAAGCUGAAUCAAACAGGUUGUCAAGACAUUCAAAGCUGUGAGGUUCUCCUAAUUCGGCAGAGAGCAGAUACAAUAUCAUGUCCAGGAAUUCAACAUUUCAAUUCCUCAGCAAGGUCUCCUGUAGAGUGGUAUCAGAAUGGGGAAUUAGUCAAAGAACGUGAUACACGAGUUAGUCUCAAGAUAAGAAAUGACCAAAUUCAUUUAUAUAGAAUAUAUGAAGAAGAUUCUGGCAACUAUACGUGUACCUUUAAGUUCUUUGAAAAUAAAAUAUCAUGGCUUGUGAAAAGGACAUUUACUGUGAAUGUUAUAGAUGCUGACACAAGGAAACCUCCAAUUGUAAUUGACCCACAUGGAGUAAAAACAAUUGAAGUGGCGCUUGGUUGUUUCAAUUCUGCACUGCAGGAGUACCACUAUGCAUUUGUGGGUGAUCCUUUUGAAAUGACAUGUGAGCUAAAUAAUCUCAGUGAUAACAAUUCCAUUAACUAUUCAAAGGACCUAUUAUUAUGGUACAGAAAAGGAAAGGAAGGAAUUGCUCAACAAAUUAAUGACUGGAAUGAAGUUGUUAGUCAGAGAGGAAAGAGCUUUUCAUCUUCAGCGAUCAGCGCAGCUGAUUCUGGCACUUACUUUUGUCUUCUCAGAAAUGCUAGCCUUUGUCUUAAGGUGGCAGUACUACGUGUGCAAAAGCUGAAUCAAACAGGUUGUCAAGACAUUCAAAGCUGUGAGGUUCUCCUAAUUCGGCAGAGAGCAGAUACAAUAUCAUGUCCAGGAAUUCAACAUUUCAAUUCCUCAGCAAGGUCUCCUGUAGAGUGGUAUCAGAAUGGGGAAUUAGUCAAAGAACGUGAUACACGAGUUAGUCUCAAGAUAAGAAAUGACCAAAUUCAUUUAUAUAGAAUAUAUGAAGAAGAUUCUGGCAACUAUACGUGUACCUUUAAGUUCUUUGAAAAUAAAAUAUCAUGGCUUGUGAAAAGGACAUUUACUGUGAAUGUUAUAGAUGCUGACACAAGGAAACCUCCAAUUGUAAUUGACCCACAUGGAGUAAAAACAAUUGAAGUGGCGCUUGGUUGUUUCAAUUCUGCACUGCAGGAGUACCACUAUGCAUUUGUGGGUGAUCCUUUUGAAAUGACAUGUGAGCUAAAUAAUCUCAGUGAUAACAAUUCCAUUAACUAUUCAAAGGACCUAUUAUUAUGGUACAGAAAAGGAAAGGAAGGAAUUGCUCAACAAAUUAAUGACUGGAAUGAAGUUGUUAGUCAGAGAGGAAAGAGCUUUUCAUCUUCAGCGAUCAGCGCAGCUGAUUCUGGCACUUACUUUUGUCUUCUCAGAAAUGCUAGCCUUUGUCUUAAGGUGGCAGUACUACGUGUGCAAAAGCUGAAUCAAACAGGUUGUCAAGACAUUCAAAGCUGUGAGGUUCUCCUAAUUCGGCAGAGAGCAGAUACAAUAUCAUGUCCAGGAAUUCAACAUUUCAAUUCCUCAGCAAGGUCUCCUGUAGAGUGGUAUCAGAAUGGGGAAUUAGUCAAAGAACGUGAUACACGAGUUAGUCUCAAGAUAAGAAAUGACCAAAUUCAUUUAUAUAGAAUAUAUGAAGAAGAUUCUGGCAAUUAUACGUGUACCUUUAAGUUCUUUGAAAAUAAAAUAUCAUGGCUUGUGAAAAGGACAUUUACUGUGAAUGUUAUAGAUGCUGACACAAGGAAACCUCCAAUUGUAAUUGACCCACAUGGAGUAAAAACAAUUGAAGUGGCGCUUGGUAGUUCUGUGCAAAUAACGUGCAGAGUUUCAUUUGGUUAUGAAAGGAAUUUUUCCCCUGUGAUAAAAUGGUUAACAAAUGAAGGUGAGAUGGAAAAUAUGAGAAUCCAGCAGGGCGAAGUUAAAAACAAGGGAGAAUAUUUAUUGAUUCGGGAAGCAAAGCUGAACAAAGUUACUGAAGAAGACUUUAAUACCAACUUCACGUGCUUCUCCCAGAAUUCCCAGGGAAAUUCUUCUGGGGUGCUCAGACUCAAAGAGAAAGUGUCCUCCACCUUUCAAAUAAAAGUGAUAACCAUAUCUACAUCACUAAUAUUUGUGGUGAUUGUUUCUGGAUGUGUUGGAGUAUAUAGAUUUUGGAUUGAAAUUGUUCUACUUUACCUGCAUUAUUUCUCAAAGGAUGAAACCAUUGGAGAUGGGAAAGAAUUUGAUGCCUUUGUUUCGUAUGCAAGUUCUUCUUCAUCGGGAGAGGAUGUUGAGAGUGAUGGCUAUUUUACAGAGGAGAGGUUUGCCCUUGAGCUGCUUCCUAGCAUGUUGGAGAAUCAGCAUGGGUAUAAGUUGUGCCUGCUUGAGCGAGAUAUACUACCUGGAGGCAUUUAUACAGAAGAUGUUAUUUCCUGCAUAAAAAGAAGCAGGAGAGUAAUAACUGUCCUCAGUCCAAAUUACUUUGCUUCGGCUGGAUCAAGACUCUUUGAACUGCAGACAGGAGUCAACAGCAUGCUUGAUAACUUCAAAACCAAGGUGAUUUUGAUCAACUUCCAUGCCCUACCUCAUGGAACUGACCUUCCGGACAAUGUUAAAAGGGCUAUUGCAGUACUGCCAGAGAUAACAUGGAAAGGAAACAAGUCUUCUCCUCCAUCCUCAAAGUUCUGGAAGAUGCUUAAGUACUAUAUGCCAGUGAAGAAAAAAUUAUGUGCGAAACAUGAGCUGUCAGAACCUUUAAUCUAAUGGACAAACUUUGGCAUUUUUAACUACUAUAUCUGUUAUUUGCUCAUUUAAUUCAAUUACACAUUACAUAUUGCCAAUAGUACAUGGAAAUCACAAACUGUCUUGAUUUAAUUGUAUAAAUAAGUAUAGAUCAACAUAAUGUAGCUUAUAAAAAAAGGUGUGUUCCUUGCAUCAGUUUUGGUCUUGCUGCCAGUAUUUUGAGUUAACUUGCUUUAUGAUGAGAACUUUUGUAUUGGGUUUUCAAAUAAAGUAAGUUUCCACCUUGAAAAGAAAAGUCAGUAUUAGAGAUUGUGCAUUACAGGGUUAUGUGAAGAAGGAUGGAAGAAGGCUUAUGUAUA